Messenger RNA from Geodia barretti, 933 nucleotides. The record is from the annotation of a GenBank genome assembly. Lineage: Eukaryota; Metazoa; Porifera; Demospongiae; Tetractinellida; Geodiidae.
UUUAUGAUCUUUGACCCCUGUUGCUUAGCAACAAACAAACUGCAGCGUAACAAGAAGAUGAGCGUGAUUCCUGCAGCUGCAUCGCUCGUGAAGUAUGACACUCCCGUGCUCAUCAGUAGGAACACUGACAGAAAGAAGGGUCGCCCCAAGCAACAACCUACGGUAGCAGCGAUGGGCGGUGGUGGUCCGGUGCCUAGUCCUCCUAAGGCCAAGUCGAGCCCAGCGGAGACUCAGAAGAGUCAGCAGACGGAAGAAAUCCUGGACAGUGUCUUGCCUCCUCGAGAGUGGUCAGAAGAAGGUCAGCUUUGGGUGCAGAGAGUGUCCAGUACUCCAGCCACCAGACUAGACGUCACCAACCUACAGGAGCAACUGGACACUUUGUUGCAGCAGAGACAGGCUCGAGAAACUGGCAUCUGCCCAGUUCGCAGAGAACUCUAUUCUCAAUGUUUUGAUGAGGUGAUUAGACAAGUGACUAUAAACUGUGCAGAGAGAGGCAUUCUUCUUCUAAGAGUUCGAGAUGAGAUCAGAAUGACAAUUGCAGCCUAUCAAACCCUGUAUGAGAGCAGCACCGCUUUUGGCAUGCGGAAGGCUCUGUUGGCAGAGCAGGGGAAAGUGGACCUCCAACAGAAGAUCGAGGAGUUGGAAAAAGAGCAGAGAAAUCUUGAGCAUCAGGUGAUGGAAUUACGUAACAAGUGUGACACAAUAGAGAAAACAGAGGCAGAAAAGAGGCAGUUGUCAGAGAAGAAGCACCAGGAGGAGCUCCAGGCCCUCAGGAAGACUAACCAGCAGCUGAAGGCUCAGUUGGAAGGUAUCAUUGCCCCUCAAAAGAAGUAACUACCUGCGAACACUAUUCCACUGCCACCACACUACACAGGCAGGAAUGUAUGAUAUUGUUACAAAGUUCAGGUGUGUAUGAAGACAGAGAGAGAGAGA